AUGUACAUGAGGGUCUCCUCGGCUGCACCUUAUGUCCCCGACGAUGAAAAAGAAGUAGCCUUGUUGGAUGAGGACCUCGAUGGAGAAGACUCUGCUCAAGAAGGAGAGGAGCCUGCAAGCAAGCUCCUAUGUCAGGACAAGGAUUUCCUUUUCAAGGACAGGCCAGAAUCUGCUGGCAUCCAUGACUCCCCCAAUGCAGCUGACUUUUCUGGUCAGGACCUGGACAGCGAGUCUCACCUGAGUGAAUCCUCAGACAGAAUGUCUGAUUUUGAAAGCUCCUCACUGAAAAUCGAGGACGACGUCCUUCUUUCUAAAGACCUUUCAAACGAACUGUCCCCCUCCUCCUCUUCAGCCAUUAUGGUUGCAACCAAUGCUGCAGCCUCAGCAACCGGAGAUGAGGCCAUAUUAGCUGCAACAAGUUCUGUGGCUGACAGCCUCGAGAAAAUGAAGGCGAUUUACACUUCCUUCCUGAGCAAUUCCUAUUGGUCGACACUGAAUCUGAACUUGAGUCAGCCACCAGCAGAAAAGCCCCCUCGUAGUCACAGCAGCAGCAGUAGUAGCAGCAGCAGCAGCAGCUGUGGUAGCGGAGGCUAUGACUGGCACCAGUCUGCUGUGGCUAAAAGUCUCCAGCAGGCUUCUCAGAACCACCACAACAGACUGAGCUUGGUGCAACAUCCCACAGUGGCGGUGACAACAGCUUCUACAGAACCUAACCUCUUCAGCACUGUUCAGCUGUACCGACAGAGCUCCAAGCUCUACGGCUCCAUAUUCACUGGUGCCAGCAAAUUUCGCUGUAAGGACUGCAGUGCUGCGUACGACACUCUGGUGGAGCUCACGGUGCACAUGAACGAGACGGGCCACUAUCGUGAUGAUAACCAUGAGACAGACAGCGAGGGGGCUAAGCGCUGGUCCAAACCCAGGAAACGCUCCCUACUAGAGAUGGAAGGGAAGGAAGAUGCACAAAAAGUACUUAAGUGUAUGUACUGUGGACACUCCUUUGAAUCCCUUCAGGAUCUCAGCGUCCACAUGAUCAAGACGAAACACUACCAGAAAGUGCCUCUGAAAGAACCUGUUACACCCGUAGCUGCCAAGAUCAUCUCCUCUGCUCGAAAAAGGGCCCCAGUUGACCUGGACAUCCCUAGUUCACCCGACUCUAACGGAGGCACCACACCAAAGCCAGCCUCGUUCAGUGACACUAAUGACAUUCUGCAGAAGAUAAGCAACCCCUACAUUACACCUAACAAUCGCUAUGGACACCAAAAUGGUGCCAGCUACGCCUGGCAGUUUGAAUCCAGGAAGUCGCAAAUCCUCAAAUGCAUGGAGUGUGGCAGCUCGCAUGACUCACUGCAGGAAUUAACUGCUCAUAUGAUGGUGACAGGGCACUUUAUUAAGGUUACUAAUUCUGCCAUAAAGAAGGGCAAACCAAUUAUAGAGUCCCCGGCCCCCACAUCCAACUCUUCAGUUGAAGAAAAGGUCCAGUCAGUUCCCCUGGCUGCCACAACUUUCUCCUCUCCACCUGCCCCCGUCCCUCCUCCGACUAGCAUCUCACCCAUGGCAAUGGUUGUGGAAAUUAAAAAAGAGGAGAAGGAAGAAGAAUGUACACAAGAGUCCAACAUUAUCAAUGCCAAUAACCACAACAAAGAUAAGAGGACAGAAGCGGAAGACGAAUCUGAAGAGAAGUUUGAUAUUUCUUCAAAGUACACCUAUCUGACUGAAGAGGAUCUGGAUGAAAGUCCAAAGGGGGGGCUUGAUAUUCUCAAGUCCUUGGAGAACACAGUGACCUCAGCCAUCAACAAAGCCCAGAAUGGUGCUCCCAGUUGGGGUGGGUACCCCAGCAUCCAUGCAGCCUACCAGCUUCCAAACAUAAUGAAGCUCUCUCUUGGCAAUUCUGGAAAGAGCUCUCCCCUUAAAUAUAUGUUUAGUGGAGGGGAGAUUCUCUCCCCUACUGGCAAAAGUCAGCCAUUGAUUUCCCCUCCCAGCUGCCAAACCUCUCCAUUACUUAAAAAUAACUUUCAAGCAAUGGAAGAGCUAGUUAAAAAAGUGACAGAGAAAGUAGCUAAGGUAGAGGAGAAAAUGAGAGACCCCGGUAUGAUUGCGAGUGAUUUACCUCUGAGGCGAACCACGCCCUCACCCUCUGUCAGUGAGACAGAAGAUCUAAUCCGAGGAGAGUCACCCAAAAGAAACACUGCAGGAGACUGUAAAACCCCAGAAAAUACAAGUGUAGGGGAGGUAGUACAAAAUGGAAAGGGAACAAAUGAAAAAGAUUCUAGUAGUAGUGCUUCCACAAAGGAGUCUGGGGAGAAUGGAGUGGAGCCCACUGCUGUAACACCCCCACUGCCUGCCUCUCUGUGUGGCAGCACAGCUAUUAUCACAGACCAUCCACCUCCUGAACAGCCGUUUGUCAACCCUCUCAGCGCUCUGCAGUCAGUAAUGAACGUCCACCUGGGGAAGGCUGCUAAACCGGCCCUGCCCUCGCUUGACCCCAUGAGCAUGUUGUUUAAGAUGAGCAACAGUCUGGCAGAAAAAGCGGCAGUGGCUUCCUCCACCCCACCAGCACACACCAAAAAAGCCAGUAAUGGUCAUUUAGAUCGCUACUUCUACCAGCAACAUCUCAACAACGACCAACCUAUAGAUCUCACUAAAGGAAAAAAUGCUGAUAAAGGAAGUAAUGGUGGUUCUUUGGGUUCAACUACACUUUCUUCUACUAACUCCACCCCAUCAAUUUCUCCCUCUUCUGCUGUCACUAUGACAAAGGCUUCCGCUACGGUAGCUUCCUUCAUGUCCACAUCACCUUUGAGAGAAAAUGCCCUGUCAGACAUCUCCGACAUGCUGAGAAACCUCACAGAAAGCCAAACUCUGUCCAAGUCCUCCACGCCGACCAGUCAGUCUGAGCGCUCUGACAUUGAAGGUGCCACACAAGAGGAAAUCGAAGAUGUUUCACCUGCUCAGAAGCGCAAAGGCCGCCAGUCCAACUGGAACCCUCAACACCUCCUUAUAUUACAAGCCCAGUUUGCUUCCAGCUUGAGGCAAACAAAUGAUGGCAAAUACAUGAUGUCUGACCUGAGCCCACAGGACAGGAUGCACAUCUCCCGUUUCACAGGUCUGUCAAUGACUACAAUAUCCCACUGGCUGGCCAAUGUGAAGUACCAGCUAAGAAGAACUGGUGGCACCAAGUUCUUAAAAAACUUGGAUUCAGGCCACCCAGUGUUCUUCUGCAGUGACUGCGCAUCCCAGAUUCGCUCACCGUCCACCUACGUCAGCCACCUGGAAUCCCACUUAGGCUUUCGUCUUCGCGACCUGGCUAAACUUUCUGGGGAGCAGUUGCUCAGUCAGUUAUCGCAGCAACACCAUCACCAACAUCAACGCCACACCAAAGGACUCUCUGAAAAACUCUUCUCCAAUCUCCACCCAUCCAGCCACCCGCUGCCAUCUUCCCUCCCGACCUCAGUACCAGUAUCACUACCGAUCUCGCUCUCCUCGUCCUUAACAACGUCUAUGCCGUCAACUGAAUCUCCAUCUUCCUCUCCUGAUGAUGAUGAAAGUGGCGCGGUGUACCAGUGCAAGCUCUGCAACCGGACAUUUGCGAGCAAGCACGCUGUUAAACUUCACUUGAGCAAGACACAUGGGAAAUCCCCCGAGGACCAUCUGAUGUAUGUGUGUGAGCUGGAAAAACAGUAGCACUGGCUUGGAACGAUGCAAGACUUUUACAAUGCAGCUCAACCUACUGCUGUGCCACUCUUUUGAGUUAAAACUGAUGAAACUGCACAACAAUGCCAUUAAACUACUGCUAAGAGUGUUG
This is a messenger RNA of Poecilia reticulata (guppy), 3799 nucleotides long. NCBI's taxonomy places the organism in Eukaryota, Metazoa, Chordata, Actinopteri, Cyprinodontiformes, Poeciliidae. The record is from RefSeq and is a predicted model, not a curated record.